Messenger RNA from Microtus ochrogaster (prairie vole), 1528 nucleotides. RefSeq names its product H-2 class I histocompatibility antigen, Q10 alpha chain-like. NCBI's taxonomy places the organism in Eukaryota, Metazoa, Chordata, Mammalia, Rodentia, Cricetidae. Gene Ontology annotation, cellular component: external side of plasma membrane. The transcript is spliced from 6 exons. Bases 1 to 1107 code for a protein of 368 amino acids. Gene Ontology annotation, biological process: immune response; antigen processing and presentation of endogenous peptide antigen via MHC class I via ER pathway, TAP-independent; positive regulation of T cell mediated cytotoxicity. The record is from RefSeq and is a predicted model, not a curated record. Gene Ontology annotation, molecular function: signaling receptor binding; peptide antigen binding.
AUGAGGACACUUAGACCCUCUGCCCUUCUGCUGCUGGUGCUGGCCUUGCCCCUGACCCAGAACUGUGCAGUCCACCAAGCCAGCCCUGGGCCCAGGUCAGGGUCUCAGUGCGCAUCAUCCCCAGGCUCACACUGGCUGCAGUUUUUCGACACCGUGGUUUAUGGACCGGACAUCUGGGAGCCACGGUGCAUCUACGUCAGCUACGUUGAUACCACACCGGUCCAGGGAUUCGAUAGCACAGCAGCGACUGUGAGCGUGCAACCUCGGGCUCCCUGGAUGGAGCAGGAGCCGCCUGAGUAUUGGCACAAUCUAACAGAGGAAGCCCUGUACCAGUCACAGAGCGACCGAAAGCUUUUUCGGGCCCUGAUGAAGUACUACGGACACAGCAAGGACAGCGAAUAUCACACCCUACAGAAGGUGUACGGCUGCGCUGUGGGAAAUAAUGGGAACUUCCUCCGAGGGUACUAUCAACUCACCUACUAUGGCUACGAUUACAUCGCCCUGAACGAGGACUUGAGCUCUUGGACUGCAGAGGGCAAGUUAGCUCAAAUUUUCAAAAGCGUCUGGGUGGAAGAGGCAGAAUACUUGAGGACUUACCUGCCGGGGGAUUGCGUGAAAAUGCUUCGUAGAUGCCUGGACCUUGGGAAGGAGACAUUGCUGCGCUCUGACCCUCCCCAAACAUAUGUGACCCGUCAAGUUAGACCCGGAGGGAAUGUCACCCUGAAGUGCUGGGCCCUGAACUUCUACCCUGCUGAGAUCACCCUGACCUGGCAGAAGGCUGGGAACAACCACACCCAGGAUAUGGAGGUGAUAGAGACCAGGCCUGCAGGAGAUGGAACCUUCCAGAAGUGGGCAGCCGUGGUGGUUCCUUCUGGAGAGGAGCUGAGAUACACAUGCCAUGUGAACCAUGAGGGGUUCCCUGAGCCCCUGAUCCUGACGUGGGAGCCUCCUCCACCAAACAUCUUCCUCAUGGCGAUUCCUACUGGCCUGGUUCUUGGAGCUUUGGUUAUGGGAGCUGUGGUGACUUUUCUGAUAUGGAAGAAGCAGAGGGCGAGACACCCACCUCGUGUGACUUCAAAAGCUCCUGACUUUUCUUCCCACACCUGACAUCUGUGCACAAGUGUUUGUCUCCUGUGAGCACGCCAUGAGGAACUGAGUCCAGCCCAGACCUGAGCGUGUCUCUUCCUCUCCACACUGACAUGUGCCUUCCCCAGUCAUUUCUCCUGAUCCAGAAGACGCAGGCCUGGAAACCUCCAUCAGAGGCCGAAUUUAGUUUCCAAUGAGCUACAAGUAUAUGCUUCCUUCUUGAAAAUAAGGAUGUGGAUAUUCUGGUAAUUUUGUUUGGUAAUUUUUUCCCACGGUUUGCUUAAUGGAUAAACCCAGUCAAAGAUGAUUGAAACAGUGUCUGUCUUGAGAAGCUGAAAUCCAUCUUUCGAUCUUCUCUGUCCUUUCCUAGAUGCCUCUCUUCCUCAUCAACCUCGUGUUCAAAUCUGUUAAUGCCUCCUCCUAAUAAACUUGAACUUCGCUU